Podarcis lilfordi (Lilford's wall lizard) is the source of this 6167-nucleotide messenger RNA. NCBI's taxonomy places the organism in Eukaryota, Metazoa, Chordata, Lepidosauria, Squamata, Lacertidae. The record is from the annotation of a GenBank genome assembly.
CACUGAAAGGAAGCGGAAAUUGGUGUAGCGGCGGCGGCCGAGGGGUGGGGGCGCUGCUCGGAGUUAGCCAGAGGCGGUGCAGGAUGGCCGGUAACAACGUAAUGGACCCGCGGCGGCCAAAUCGCGUUCUCAGGUCAGCGGCGGGGGGCCGUGGGCGGGGGGGGUGAGCUGCCUGGGCAAAGCCACGGAGAGGGCGCGAGCGGGGCGACCUUUGGCACGGAAAGAUUGAGCCGGGGGAGUGGCAUGUGAUGCUAAAGGGUGCGCUGAGACGUCACCCCUCGCUGUAGCGCGGGACUGGCAUGGGGUCGCCAUGGCAACGCAAGGCGGAGGGUGAGAGAGAGAGAGGCGGCCUUUCCUAAUAGCCACCGGACUGGGCAAUAGGGGGAACUUUUCAUGGGGGAAACUGCAGCAGAGGGAGACUCAGGGACAGAGAUGGCUAGUGUUGGCUGACUGGUGAUGAUCAAAAUGUGCCCCAACUGCAAGUCCUGGUUCAAAGAGAAUAGUGUGGCCACCAGUCCACACUUACGGGGGAUAUAUGUGUGCGCACGCGUGUGCAGUGCCGGAUUUACGUAUAAGCUAACAAGCUACAGCUUAGGGCCCCAUUCUCUUGGGCCCCCUCCCCAAAAAUAAAGGAAAAAAACCUGGAUGUACAUUUCCAAAAUAUAUACUUCUUCUUAAUUGUAUUUCAGUUCAAUAAUUACUUUGAUAAAAUACAUAUUUUGUUAUGUGCAAAUGGCUUUAGAUACGUAUUAGGUCCAUAAAUUACCAUAUAGCAUAUAAGCAACACAAAAAAGAGCAACACUUGGUUGUUGACAAAGGACAGCUGGACAUAUAAAGGGCCCCAUUACCUUCAGCAGCUUAGGCCCUCCUCAAACCUCAAUCCGGUCCUCUCUCUCUGUGUGUGUGUGUGUGUCUUACUGCAUAUAGGUGCUCAAAACAGAAACAGGGACGCUUCAGCGUUGCAGCAGUGACUUGCACAGAGUUUAAAAAAUGCUUCUGAAACAAAGAAAGUGGUGAGCUGUUGCUGUAGUGUGCAGGGUGACCUUGCUCAUAGGCACUUACACUUGGCAUAUCUUGCUCUGUAUAUUGACCUGGAGACGUUUGGGGCAGGAUUUAACAGUGUUGUUGCGUGUACAGAAUGAAGUCCGCAUAUGCAGCAGGACUUCCCAACCAUAUACUCACCCCACCCCCCUAAAUAUGCACUGGAUGAUUGGGUGGACCCCCAGAACAGCAUUAGGGGGGGCAGGGGGGAGUAUUGUUGCAUGAGCAGACCUCAUGUUGUACAUGCAUAUAGCCUACUUAGCACUACAUUGAAUUCCACCCUAAGUAUACAAAGUAUGUGUGCUGUCACUUAGCUAGAAACCUUCCCCAACACAUAUCCAUCACUUUUUUAAAACGGACACAUGAACAUGCCAAGAAACACAGGGCAGUUACAACUUUUUUAUAAAACAAAGUUUUUAAAAGUUUACAAAAUAGUAUUAGCAGUUUGUGUUGCUGGUCACUAAUGAUUUCAUGGGUAUAUAGAAAGCACUCAUCCUUGCAGCAUACAGAAGUACAAUAUAUAAUUUUCACAACAAAGUCAUGUAAUAUGAGUGCUUGGAAAAUCCAGAAAGAUGUGACUGAGUAACCUUUAGGAGAGAUGUUUUUCCUGAACUGUGAGAGAACAGUUUUGGAGACUAGCACCAUUUCUUUUUCCACAGACACUAGAGCAUGUUCAGAAAAUGUUUGGCCUCCAGAUGUUACUUAAAUAUUACUCCCUUUAUCCCUGACCAUUGACCAUGCUUGCUGGAGCUGAUAGGAGUUGUACUUCAGCAACAUGUGGAGGACUAAAGGUUCCCCACACCUAAACAACUCCAGGCAUGUUGGCUUGAAGCUGCACGAAGCCUUAUUAGCAGCAGAGAAACUCCCACUGAUGUCUUACUCCUUAUUUUGAUAUGGUGGUGGAUAAAGCUAAUGUUUUAUUUUCAAGCAUAAUUUAAAAUGUUUUCUUUCCACCAUAAUGGGAUUUUUUACUUUAUAGAUACAAACCUCCAUCCACAGAGAAUAACCCUACCCUGGAAGACCCCACACCAGACUACAUGAAUCUACUGGGAAUGAUUUUCAGUAUGUGUGGCUUGAUGCUGAAGGUGAGUAUUGCAGUGCUUGGACUUUUGACUUCAGGACAUGCAGAACAUUAGCUGAGCAAAUUAAGCACAAGAUUCUACCAGCUGCUUGUUGUCUUGUAAUUAUUACACUGCUGUUGGAUUGUAUAAUUUUGAAAAUCAUAUAAUCUCUGGAAGGUAAUCUCUCAUCAACAACCCCAGGUUAGUUUAAUGUGCCUAACAGACCUGGAUUGAGCAUCUUAUUCUAGUAGUAAAUGACACAGCUUCUUUUCCUUCUUUCUGUCGGAUUAACUGCAUAAUAUUCCUGUGCUUAAACCUUCCCUAUUUCCCUGCUAUUUUAGUCUCUCCAAGGAACGCUGCCCAACUGCUAAACAAUUCUUCGCAAUAGUUAGAUAAGAGAAUAGUGCACAGAUGAUGAACAUUUAUUGGGCCCCAAAGGCUGAUGAAUCGGUUGAAUGUUGAGAGUAAAUAAUGAUUUCAUGAUGUUUCAAUUCAUGUUAGCUAUAGAGUCUAAUUUGCAAUUACUUAUAAAGAUCUCUGAGUCAGAGUGCUUCACUUUUCUUCUAGAUAAGAGAGGUAAUAACACCUGUCAAUUGUAGAAUAAGAGUCUGAAAUGAUAUCAAGUCAUUGAACAAUGGCAUUAGUUAAUAAUUGUAAUAAUUGUAACAAUUACAAUGUGAUUCAACCAUAAACUCCAAAUUAAAGCACCCAUUUAAGUAUAUGGUAUGUCAAAUCUAUGCUAAUAUUAACAGAUGCUUAUAGUUCAUCCAGAAAAGGAUAAAAUCUUAUGACAAUGUAUAUACAUAUUAUAUUAAUUUAAAGAGCAUUUUAUUUUUCAUUAAGACUUUUACGAAUGAUAGCAUUUAAUGAAAAAAAUACAGAAAGACUUACUCUGUAACAAUAUAUUGAGAUCUGUAUGGUAAUAUCUGUGUCUUUGAACCUUAAAAAUGGCCAGUAAAUGACUUAAAUUUCCAUUUGAUUGUGUUUACUAACAAAACGUUGAACUAAAGCAGGGGUAGGCCGGAUGCGGCCCUGUCGCCUUCUCAAUCCAGCCCACGGACGGUCCAGGAAUCAGCAUGAUUUUACAUGAGUAGAAUGUGUGCUUUUAUUUAAAAUGCAUCUCUGGGUUAUUUGUGGGACAUAGGAAUUUGUUCGUUUUUGUGUUGUUUUUUUCAAAGUAUAGUCCAGCCCACCACAUGGUCUGAGGGACGGUGGAACGGCCCACGGCUGAAAAAGGUUGCUGACCCCCGAACUAAAGGGACUUUCCGACUCUUAUUCUUGAUCUUUCUUGUAUGUUGCACAGUUCCGAUUCACAACUAACAUUGGUUUUUUCUGACACAAAAUUACAAAAGCUGGCUCUUUUGUAGUUAGUUUUGAGUUUAUAUUAUAUAGGUGAACACUCUAGAUAUUUGAAAUGCCCAUGGACAAUGUGCUAUCAUUUGAGAGGUCUGAAUGCAUUACUAUGACUUUAAUUUCAUAGUUCCCUGGAAAUCAAAUAUAUUUUAUAAUUAGCGUGUCCAUUUACUUUGAAUGAGCUUCAUGUCUUUAAAACUGAAGACAAUUCCUCAAGGGGAAGGGUCGUAAGCUCAGUAACAGAACUUCUACUUUUCUCCCAAGUUCCAUCCCUGAGGUAGGGACUGAAGUGUCCCCUACCUGAAACCCUGGAGAGUCAUUGUCAAUCAUUGUAGACAAUACUGAGCUAGACGGAGCAAUAGUCUGACUCACCGUAAGGAAGUUUCCUAUGAAUUGAGUAAAGAAACAAGGCAGAGUGCUUAUCAUGGUUUUACACUUUUACUAAGGAAUAAAUAGUAUUGCUUAAUCCUUGAGACUUCAUUAAAGCUUUCACUACAUUACUCUGUGCUGUUUGCAGCUAAAGUGGUGUGCCUGGAUUGCUGUCUACUGUUCAUUCAUCAGCUUUGCCAAUUCUCGGAGUUCAGAAGAUACCAAACAGAUGAUGAGCAGCUUCAUGUGAGUCAGGUUCUUUUACUUCUUUCAGCCUUUCACUGAAUCCUGUGUUAAUUUCUUACUGCUGCCAAGUCUACUUUGAGACGAGAAGCACACAGCUGCUUUCCCUUUGCCACAAACAGUAUGCAGUUGCACAUGGAAAGUUAAGGGUACAGCACUUGUGUGGAAACUUCAACCAGCAUCUCUUGCCCAGAAACUAUUGCUCUGAAAGAUUAUAAAGCUCAAGGCAAGCCCGACCCUGAGGAUCCCUUCAUUGGAAUGAAAAUGAGUGGCCUGGCACCUUGAAUACCCACAAUGGAGCUCUUGGAUGUAACUAAUCCAAUCUCCCCCAUGCCCAAAUCCAGUCUGGGCUAAUUUCUCUAGUUAUAUUUAACCUACCACACUUUUGCUGCUUGUCUCAGCAGAUUAAUCAUUAGUAACAAUACUUCUUCCUUUUCCUCCUAAUCUAGUCAACCUCAUUUUGGGGUAGCCUUAAUCAUUCAGACCUUGUAAUAACGUAUUCACAGAUAAAUAUUUAUUCUGCCUUUUUCUUAAUGAGUUCCAUUCUUUCUGAUUAAGUCAUUUACUUCCCAGAAACCUUGAAGUGUUGCUUCACUUGCCAGGCUAGGGCUGGGGGGCUGGGGCUCUCCAGAUGUUGGGUUCUAAGCCACAUCAGCCCCAACUAGCAUGGCUAGUGGUCAGGGAUGUUUAUAAAGUUGUAGUCCUCCAGAUAUUGAUAGACUACAGGCUUCACAUCCCUGAUCCCAAGGAUCCUAAUGUACAUGCUAGCUCACUUUAAUAUGGCUAUGGUGCUAAUUUUCUGAGCCAGCUCUAUCUGUGGCUGGCUGUUCCUUCUUUGGGAAUUGAGCUAGCGGCUGCAGCAGAAAGAGGUUCCCCUUGUACCAGACUCAUUCCCCAAUCCUCCAGUGUCUCUGAGGGAUGCACACACAGGACACACAUUCAGGUUCAAACUCAAGUCAAAUACACAGUUCCCAAGCAAGCUUAGUAACACAUCCCAUAUAAACUUUUUAAUUUGAAUACACUGAACACACUGAGAUUCUUUGGUCACAUUUGUAAUUCAUUCUGUUGACAAUACUAUUUGCAUUGCUAUUAUUGGUGUAAUAUUAACGUUCCUGCCCUGAUUAUAACUCCUGUCUUCUUUCCAGGUUGUCUAUCUCGGCUGUAGUGAUGUCCUAUCUGCAAAACCCACAACCCAUGUCUCCUCCUUGGUGAAAGGUUAUUGCCUCUCUUCAGAGCUCCUCUUGCAAAACAGAGGUGCAUGCCCUCAACAGAGAGGACUAUUUUCUCAGGCAAUGCAGAUCCAUUUGCACAUGUCUUGGGAGUACUCAUUUUGCUGCAUUAAUAAAGUGAUGGUUAUUAGAGAUGCUUUGGCUACACUGCCAACUUGGCUUAGUGUGUUAAUACGUAAUGCAUUUCACUUGAACUGUAGUUUAGUUCUUAGCCAACCAAACAUCUACAGUGUGCUCUGACUGUACUUCCUGUACUGUUCGGGUUUUCUGCCCAGUUAAAAAAGGAAAUACUCCUAUUCAGAAUAACAACGUCCUCAACUUUUACAAACCAAUUAAAAGAAGCAUCUGCUUUUAGAAUCAAGUACUGAAGCCAAUUAGCGUACCACAGAAAUCAUCUCUUGGGAAACUCAUUUCUGUACAUAUCUGUACUGCUAGGUAACUUCCCACUGUAGCCUGUAAUCAGAGCAGGAGUGCUGUACAGUAAAGGCAUUUCGUCAGUCAGCGCCCCAUAUCUAGCCCUGUAUUCUGAAGGUGUCCGAGGCAGCAACCUUGCUCAAUAUUGAUUUUAUGUUAAAAUCUUUGGAUUUAUUUGCAGCAGUUUUACCAUGCUCUUCAGCUGAAAAAAAGUGCAUUGAGCAGCUCGCACCUGUUUGUAUAUGUGUAUUUUUGCACAUACAAUGAAUGUGAUUCAGCAAAGGAUUUAAAACAAUAACAAAGGAUUGUUUUAUGCAAUGCAUAUUUUGUGGGUGACUAGUCAGAUUUGUACUAGAGUUUGAGUUUAGAAUGAGAUGGCAGCAGUAAAUGAAGUGAAUGAUUUUGCACUAUUAAGUCUAGUAUUACCUUUUACAUAAAACAAGAACAAUCAAACAGC